Messenger RNA from Trichophyton rubrum CBS 118892, 1059 nucleotides. RefSeq lists its product as uncharacterized. The transcript is spliced from 2 exons. The record is from RefSeq and is a predicted model, not a curated record. The coding region runs from base 1 to 1059 and encodes 352 amino acids. NCBI's taxonomy places the organism in Eukaryota, Fungi, Ascomycota, Eurotiomycetes, Onygenales, Arthrodermataceae.
AUGUAUAUUAACAAUGUUUUCAGGACAUGGGAGGGAAGUAGUGGGGAGCAGUGGUCAUCAGCUCAGGGCCUAGAGUCCAUCUUGAUCUCCAUUCAGAGCUUGAUGUCUGCAAACCCAUAUGAAAACGAACCCGGAUUCGAAAACUCCAAAUCUCCCACUGAUCUCAAAGCAAUGGAUAAUUAUAUUGCCAAGAUCCGACAUGAGAAUAUCAGAAUAUCGGUGAUUCAGCGCCUGGAGGAUUGGCUUGGCAUCCUGCCUGAUGGUACAAUUAUGCCGCCCACUGAUGAAAUUACAGAGGACGAGGAAAUGUUUGAGGAUGAAUAUUCCCAGCCCCCGUUUGAGCCGUUUAAAGAUCUAUGCAAACGUCGCUUUCUCUGGUACUAUGAGACUUAUAAGAACACAAUGGCUGAGGCUGAGACAAAGUGCCCUGUUGGCUCACGCUUCCAGAGAAUGCAGUUCGAAUUCACCGGCAAUACAAUGGACGGACAUUUCAACUAUACCGAGCUGACCAAAAGACUAGAUGCAAUCAAGAACGCCAUCAUGAAAGAAACAGAUUCUUGGGCAGAGAUGGGUCGGAAAGCUAUAAAGAACGAAACAAGAAUUGCCGUCAACCUGCAACGGCAGUAUGAACAAAUUGUCGAGGACCUAAAAAAUAAACGACAUUUCACUAUCGAUAUAUCCCUUGAUGAGGGAAAUCCUCUUGUCUGGAUGUUGACUUACUUUGGGCGGCCCAUGACCCAUCUUGAUGGUGGUAUCUUUAGAAUUAAGAUCGCCCUCAGUCCUAAUUUCCCAGAUGAGCAGCCUCGGGUGAUUGUUCAAACCCCUCUAUUCCACCAUCGUAUCUCAAAAGAUGGCAUUCUCUGCUAUUUCCCGAAGAAACUGGAGGAUAUGAAGGCACACGUUGAAGCCAUUGUUGAGGCAUUAGAGGAUGAGUCUCCACCUUAUGACCCGCGAGCAACUGUCAACCCUGAAUGCUCCAAGCUCUUCUGGGGCUCCGCAGAAGACAAGAAAAAAUACAAUCGCAUGCUAAGACGCUCGGUCCAGCGCAGCAUAGAGUGA